AUGGAAAUGAUUCCUUCAGCUGUUGGUGGUGGAAAAAUAUCCGAAAUAAAUUCAUAUUUAGAUGAUGAUGUUCAUUUCUUUACAAAAGGCGAACCUAAUUUAUGGGUAAAAGCUGAUCUAAAGGGUUAUAAAUUAAAACCAAAAUCAUAUAUUCUACAAUCAACAUGUGAAGGUGAUUAUCAUUUAUUGAGAAGCUGGAAGCUAGAAGGUAUCAAAGAAGAUGGAACAUCCAUUGUAUUAGAUAAUCAAAACUAUGAAUUUAAACAAAGCGAAAUCAAAGAAUUUCCACUUCAAACUAAUGAUUAUUUUGUUGCUUUCAAAAUAACACAAACAGGAAAGAAUUCAAGUGAUCAAGACUAUUUCCGUAUUUCUGUUUUUGACUUCAAAGGAAAAUUAAUAAAAAUUUAA
Messenger RNA from Trichomonas vaginalis G3, 408 nucleotides. Its product is annotated as protein ubiquitination. Lineage: Eukaryota; Parabasalia; Trichomonadida; Trichomonadidae. The transcript has a single exon. The coding region runs from base 1 to 408 and encodes 135 amino acids. The record is from RefSeq and is a predicted model, not a curated record.